Molecule: messenger RNA, 970 nt
Organism: Cuscuta campestris
Lineage: Eukaryota; Viridiplantae; Streptophyta; Magnoliopsida; Solanales; Convolvulaceae
Source: the annotation of a GenBank genome assembly
UAGAAACCCUAGUAUAAUACGGCACAGUAAUUUUUCUCUGCUCUUCCUUCGGGUAAGGAGAGCGGUGAAGAGAUGACAUCCACUGCGAAGAAGGUGCUGCUAUGGUUUUCCUCCCUCUUCUCUUCCGUUCCAAUUCUCCGCCCAGGGAAGGGAUUCACUUGCAGGGUCUGUUUUCAAGAGCUAAGAGGAGAUGUAUUCAAAACUGAGUGCUCCUGCAAGGGAGACCUGGCAAUCGGCCACAAGAAAUGCAUUCGGAAGUGGUUUGUCUUGAAGGGGAACAACAUUUGUGAUGUCUGCAAAGUGGAGGUGAAAAAUCUUGCCAUCACACCGGGCGUUGCUUCAGACGGGUUUCUCACCAGGAUUUGGAAGUCAUCCCUUCUGUUUUUUGCGAGCACCCUAUCAUACUUUUGCUUUCUGGAGAAUAUUUUGGUGCGUGACACGGGAAUAGCUCGGCCCCUUGUCUUUUCGCUGCCUAUUGCUAUCUGUAUAGCCAUUCUGUUAUGUGUCAUGGCUUCUUCAAGGGGAAACACGAGGUACACAUGGGCUCAUGCUUUGUCCUACGUUUCUGUGGUUGUACCCUUUCUUUAUACAUAUCGUGACGCAAAUGUGAGUCUUCUUUUCACCUACAUCCUGAGUGGGCUGAUGCUCGAGAUUUUGACAUGGAAUUCCAUAUGGCGCCAUCAAGCUCUUUUACGCCGCCUUGAGAGUAUUUGACUAGAUGGUAUCAACUGAUCAAGAGUUCAAGAAAGACCGUGCCUGCCCAUGAAUAUAGUAGUACGUAAUUUGUAGUAACUAACUAAUUUCGCCGUCUUCAUUCUUACUUUUUUUUUGCGAGCGGAAUGAAGAAUCUGUUCAUUCAAUCCAUCCCAUUCACUCCUAGUUACAGUCUGUAAGAGCUUUAAUGUGUAUUGGCUGUACAUUUUGACUCCCUUUUUUGUUAGUGUACCAUUUGGGCAUUGUUUGGAUGCAG